AUGCUAAAAUCUUUAUUUUUAUUGGUUGUUUUGGGUUGUAGUCUGGGCAAACAUACGGAUCAUAUAUUAGCGGAACUUGAAGAAGUGAAUUAUAAAAUCGUGAUAAAAGUGAUAGAUUUUUCAGCUUAUGCUUUAUCAGGUGUGAUUAUUAAUGUGAAGUAUUUAGUUAAGUAAAAUUUAGGAACGGCAAUUCAAAUAUAGGAGAGAAGAAUCUAAUGACAGACAGCAGCGGUACGGUCACUUUAAUUGGAAAAUUUGCAAAAUAACAUUCAUACUAAAUAAUUGCUGUUGCAUCGACAACUUUCAACAAUAUUUAAGCAUCUGCUUAAAUUAAUGGAGUAACUGAUCAAACUGGAUUGAUAGUUUUUAAUGGAAAAGUCUAAUUUACUCAAUCUGAUGUUUAUGUCAAAGAUGAAUUUCAGCGUGGCUUGAUUUUUGUAAUUAUCAAUUCUAACUAAAGAUAAAAACGCUAUCGAAUUCGAAACCAUUACCUGGAGUAUUCAUUCAAUUUACUGCUAUUUAUCUAGAUGAUGCUAAGCUGACAAAAGAAGUCAACUUUAUAGCUACAACCAAUGAAAAAGGGGAAGAGAACGUUCGCUUUUUAUUACCUACCACUGGAGGUUCAUUCACUAUUUUAUACACAGCAUCUAAAUUAGAGUAUUGGAACACUUAACAAUUAGAUAGAAAUUCUUAAAAUUUCGUUUUAUGGCCGUAUUAGAAUUCUUUAUUAUAUUAGAGAAUAGAAAUAUGAAUUAUCAGUUAAUAUUGAUCUCUAACCUGGAUAAUUCCAAUAUCUCUUGACUGCCCUCAUUUAAGAUUAAAAUUAAAAACCAUUAUAAGGAGCUAAAAUUUAAGUUACAGGAACUAAUUUAGGAUCAAAUCAAUAAUUAAUUGAAAAUAACUUAAUUAGUGGACCUGAUGGAAAAAUAGCAAUUACUUAUAAUCUGAAAGCCACCCCUAAAUUACAUUUAAAAGAAGUGGCCACCAAAGAUUAAUAUCUAAGUUAAAAUUCAGAAUUCGAUUAGGAUUUUAAUUUAAACAUUAAAAAAGAUCAAUUUACAAGAGAUUUAAUAAUUAAAUUAUAAGAAGCUUCAGAUUUAUAAGUAUAAUCGACCUUAAAUUAUUUUUUUAGAUCUCCGGAAUUAUUACAGACUCCUCAAAAAUAGUAUCAUUUGUUCAAGGAGCUGAAAUUGUAUUGACAAUUACUAAUGUAAUUGAACCAAUUAAAGUUAUAACUGAUGCUGAAGGAAAAUUCAAUGUCCAUGUAUUAGUGCCAUCAACUUAAAAUUUGGAUAUUAAGGCAACAGUAAAGGCCAAAGAAUUCAUUGACCAAGUGAUUACUCCAAAAUAAAUCAAUAUACCUUCUAAAUAACCCUAUUAACUGAAGCUGGAUGUUGUUCUUGACAGAAAGGUUAAUGAAAUAACAAUCAAGGAUUAACUAGUUGAUCCUAGUGGAAAACCUGUUUAGAAUGCUAGCAUUAAAAUUAUUGAAAGUAUCCCUGCUAUGAAUGAUAAAUCACUUUAUAAUAAGGAGAUCAUCGGAAAUUCGGAGUAAUUAAUAUUGAAUAUUAAAUAGUGGUACAUUUGAAUAUAAAUUUGCAUGUUAUGAGAAUUAGAAGUUCAUUGCUACAUUUAUUUUUAAAGUUCAGGAAUUUGUACCUAUCACCUACAAAACGCCCUAAUUGGAAUGCAAAAAUUAAGACUUAAUUAAAACUUAAAUCACUUUAUCAAAAUCAACUUCCCUUCUCACUAUCAAGGGUUAAGUGUUAGAUGUUGAUUAAAAACCUAUGAAAGGAUUAUAACUAUCAUUUAAAUCUGAUCCCAGUCUAACAAUUGCUAAUCCUAACCUGAUUACUGAUGCAAAUGGUUAUUGGUAGAUUGAUAAUCUUACAGUAAUUCCUUAGAACAAUUAUAAAUUUACAAUUGAAUACAUAAAUGAUAAUAAAAAAUUGACUUAGGUAUCAUCUAAUUAUAUUCCAUCAAUGGAUAAACAAUAAACUUAUACUUUUCCAGUAAUUGGAUACCAAAGAUUCGUUAAAGUAAAAUUAACUGGUAAGAUAACACCUUCUGAUGGGAAAGCAGCAGUGCCAAUACCAUUACUGAUUACUUGUGAUUCUAAAGGGAGAGAUGGAAAUCCAAUAUCUGUGGAUACAACUACUAAAGAAGAUGGAUCAUAUUCUGUUGAAUUAGAAACUUUGGCUGGAUCAGAUAAACCAUUAUAAUGUGUAGUAUAAAAUGCUCCAGUUAAAUUGUCUGGUCAACCAGGCUAAAGUGGUUCAUAAGGAUAGACUGGAUAAACAGGGUAAUCAGGGUAAUCUGGAUAAUCUGGAUCAACUAAUACUGUUUCUAGUGUUUAACCUAUAAAAAUUAAUGUUGAAGUAAAAGCACCAAGCUGGUCAUCAAGUACUAAUAUACCUGUUACUUAUAAUACUGUAGAUAUUACAAUAAAAGGGAUAGUGAGUGAUAAAACAAAAGCAAUGACUGCAUUAGAGAACACGGAUGUAAUCUUAAUAAUUACACCCUAAGAUGUAUAUGUUUAAAGUAAACAUUUAUUGGAAUAGUAUUUAUUUUAUAAAAGACAUAAUCAAAAUGCAUAAACUCAAUCAAAAUUAAGCACUAAAACUGGAAAAGAUGGUUCAUACUCAUUUAGUUUUAAAGCAGUUCAAGCAUUUACUUUAAAAUUUUUAAUUUAGGCUUCCAAUCCUUUAUUUUAAACAGAGAAUAAGCUAAUUGAAGAGAAAUGUCUUUAAUCUAUUACUUUGACUGAAAACUUAGAAUUAGAUAGAAUAACUAUGGUAACAAAAUUACAUUCUACAUUAUCCAAUAGUGAUAAGAAGCCAAUACCUAAUGCUAUCAUUAAAUUGACUUCAUCAGAACCCUUGAUGAAGGAUUCAAAAUAUUAUAAUAUAGCAACAAAUGAUGAUGAUAAGGGAUCCUUUUUUAUAAAUUUUGAAUGUUACAAAGAUAUAGAAUACAUUGUUUCUUUUUAAAUAGAUAUACCUUAAUAUGAAGAAUAAAAAGUGAAGAGUUCUAAAUUUAAAUGUGACUAACCUUAAAUAGAAUUAAACCCUAUAACAUUGACCUUGUAGAAAAUAGAAAUCAAAGCCAUUUUGGCAGGAAAGGUUAUAGAUCCUCAUGGAAAACCAGUUGCUAAUUUACCACUUACCAUCACAACAGAACCAGUAAGUGAAACAUUAACAACAAAAACUUAAAGUGAUGGUACCUGGACAGCAACAGUUCAUAAGCUAUUUCCAAUUACAGAAUACAAAGCCAAUAUCUCAUAUUAAGAUAUUAAUAAAUAAAAUUAGAAAAUAGAAUAGAAAUUCUAAGUUUAAAGUGAUAAUCAAAAGGUGUCAGUAUAAGAUAUUAAUUAUAUUGAUUUGGUAGAUGCUAAGAUCAAAGGGAAAAUCGAUUUGGAGAAAGGUUCAUUAUCAUAACCAGUGACUCUUAAUUUGAAUUGUUAGGGAUUUUAGGAUUCAAAAGGCCCAAUUAAUAAGGAUUUUACAACAGAUAAAAAUGGAAAUGUGGAUAUAACAUUUUAAGUAUUAGCAAAGCAUGAUGAUAAAAUUAUUUGUCUAAUUAAACCUAAAGAUGUGAUAUAAGAUAAUGGAUAUAAAGUUGAAUUGAUUCCUCCUAACUUCGAAGUUAAUGGAUUCACUAUAAAGAGUAAAUUCUUAGCAACAUUAUUUACGAUAAAUGGUAAAUUGAUUGAUGAAACUAAGAUUGAAGAGAAAUUAAUUGGAAUACAAAUGAGUUUUAACUUAAAAUAAUAAGAUCCACUCACUAAUUAAUAAAUAAAAAUCAAGAGUUCUAAUGAUGGAACAUUUAUAUUUUCAUUUGAGCUUCUAAGAGGUAUUAAUUAUGAUGGAACCAUAACUGCUGAUGGGCAACCACAAUUUCAGAUUGCAAAUAAUAAUAUACAGUUAAUUGGCAAAGAAGAAAAACAAUCCAUGACUCUAGAUAUUACUUUAAAGAGAGUGAUAGUUGAUUGUACAAUAAGUGGAUCCUUGAUUGAUUCCAAAAAUAAAGCAGUUGAAAAUGCAAAAGUCGAAAUCUUAAGUUCAAUCCCACAAAUGUAGAACGCUUAAUUUUAUAAUAAAUUUUCAUAAGCCAAUAAAGGGGAGUUUUCUAUUCCAUUUUAGUGUUAUAAUCAAGUAUUUACCACUUUAAAAUUGGAUAUGGUUUCAGAUGCCUUUCCGAAAUCACCUUUGGCUCCUCAAGUCUUUACUUGUGGCGAAAAAGAUGUCAAACUUAAACCUAUAUAGAUAAUCACCAAAACAGCACAAAUAACCUUCUCUGGAGUAUUAACGGAUAAAAGUGGAAUUACUAUGAAUGUUUAAGGUGCAGAUAUUGAAGUAGUCUUAAAUCCAUCAGAUCCAUUAGCUUCUAAUCUUAAAACUAAGUCUGACCAGAAUGGAAAAUAUUCCUUAACGUUUAACGCUGUCUUCGAUUAAUCCUAUCAGGCUGUCAUUUAAAUCACUCAUUCAGAUUUCACUCCCUUUAAAUCGCCUAGCAUUGCAAUAUCAACAAAUAAAGAUUAAACUGUAACUCAAGAUGCUGCUUUAGAUAGAAUUAUCUUAAAGGCCACUGUAUCAUCUACUUUGACUGAUCCCUAAGGAAAGCCAUCUCCUGUAUCCACAUUAACAGUAGAAUCCUUAUAACCCGUUGUUAAAGGAACAGAGAAAAAUAAAAUAACUGGAAAAACUGAUGCAAAUGGGAAAUUUAAUCUAGAUAUACCUUGUUACAAAAACACUGAGGGAUCCUUUAUUUUAGAUGUUUCAGCCGACAAAUAUAUAGAUACUAAAACAGAUAAAAUCUCAUUUUAAUGUAAUGGACCUUAAAUCUAAGUACCUCCGAUUAAGGUAAAGUAAGAAUUGACUCCGGUUAAUACUAAAUUAACUGUUGGAGGAGAAAUCAUUGAUCCAAAAGGAAAAGGAAAGCCAGGAAUAUCAAUUAAGUUGAUUUCAGAUCCAGUUACCAAAGAAUAUGAAGCUAAGACUGGAUCUGAUGGUAAGUGGUAAUUACUAGAUGAUCAACUCUAAUUUGGAGUCAAAUAUCAAUUAACUGAAUAGUUUUCAGAUGUAACUGGAUAAAUACAUAAGAUUACAUUGCCAUUUUAAACUAAUGAUGAAAAAUCUUAAUUGAUCUUUCCAAAAUAAUUUUAUGAUGAUUAUCUACCAUUUCAAGUAGAUGGUGAACUUACUUCUGAAGGAGGAAUAGCCCCUUCUAAUAUACCAGUGUCUAUGCAAUGUGAUGGUUUUGGAUAAGACAAUAGACCAAUAGAUAUCAGAACUAAUACUGACAAUGCUGGUAAGUAUUAAAUAAAGUGGGAUAUGUUGAUGAAUUCGAACUCGAAAGUCUAAUGUUUAGUGAUUACUCAAGAAACAGCAAAAUUUAAAUAAACAUCUCAUAAGUUCUAUAUUACUCCAGACAGUGGAACUGUAAAGAUAUCAACUUAGGCUGAAGUAACUCCGGGAUUCAAAGGGUAACUCAAUAAAUAUUAUCAAUACUCUUCGAUAAGUGGUGUAGUGAUGGCAGAAUUUGAUUGUGAUGGUGGAUUAGUAUGGAGGGGAUUGGAAGGAGUAAAUAUUAAACUUAAAUAAUGGAAUGGAAUUGCUUACAAUGAUUUAAAAACUGAAACGAAGAGUGACAAAAAUGGUCUCUUUGUUAUCAAGUAUUAAGUUUUAAAAAGGUAUUAUCCAUUAUAAAUAUAGUUAAAUAUAAAAUGAAAUGAGUUUGGAAUUCAAUAAAGACAAUUAUUACCCUGCCUCUGCAGACUUUAAUAUCUAUUCUUUUGAUCCUUAGCCUGAUGGUACCUAUCAGGUCUUAUUGUCUAACAUUAAGAUGGUUAAAAUUGGAGUCGCAGAUCAAUGUCCAUAAAAAAAGCGAAACCAUUGA
Molecule: messenger RNA, 5898 nt
Organism: Paramecium octaurelia
Lineage: Eukaryota; Ciliophora; Oligohymenophorea; Peniculida; Parameciidae
Source: the annotation of a GenBank genome assembly